AUGGCAGGUAAUUUCAAUUUUUCGAUUAACCGUUUUUGGGGCAGAACAUUACUGGACUAUGAAACGGUGGAGGCGAUUGGUAGAUCUGGGGGUCUUCUAACGAUUUGGGAUCCCACUGUGUUCGAAAAAUUCGGGGUGAUAAAGAACCGUAAUUUUUUAGCGGUCGCCGGCAAACUCCGAAUAACCGGGGAUGUUGUGUUAGUUGUUAACAUAUACGCACAGAACGAUCCGAUCGAAAGACGUGCGUUGUGGGGGGAAUUGGUGCAGCUCAGGAGAUCACAACCAGGGAUGUGGGUGUUUCUCGGUGAUUUCAACGACGUAAGGAGACCUGAAGAGAGAUGCGGAUCUAGUCGAAUAUCAAAUGGGCGAAAAAAAUAUACAUACAGGUCGGAUAAUGGUACAAACAUGAGUAAAUUGGACAGGUUCUUGGUAAGUAGAGAUUUCAUGGGUAAAUGGCCGUUGGCUUCGGUUACGGCUUUAUCAAACCUGGUCUCUGACCAUUGUCCUAUACUUCUAUCCACGGUGGAAAUAGAUUACGGAAAGAUCCCGAUUCGUUUGUUCAACUCCUGGUUCGAAAUCCCGGGAGCGGUUGAAUAUGUAGAAAACCUUAUGGCAGUGUUCCGAUUUCAAGGGCCGGCUGAUUUGGCGUUAGAUGUAAAGUUAAAGUGGGUUAAGAAGCGGCUUAAGGAAUGGGUGUAUAGCCGAAAGUCUGAGAUGAACAGUGAGUAUAAUGCAAAGGUGAAAAGACUGGAGGAAAUCGAAGUGGUAGCUGAACAGAGACUCCUAAAUCAAGUGGAAUUGGAGGAAAGGGCAGAGUGCAAGGAUCUUAUAUCGGAGAUGGAUAGAUUAAAGUCCAUGGAUAUGAGACAAAAAUCUCGGUACGAUGGGCUAAGGACGGGGACGAGAACACAAAGUACUUCCACGGGGUAG
Messenger RNA from Helianthus annuus (common sunflower), 930 nucleotides. RefSeq lists its product as uncharacterized. The record is from RefSeq and is a predicted model, not a curated record. The transcript has 2 exons. Gene Ontology annotation, molecular function: catalytic activity. NCBI's taxonomy places the organism in Eukaryota, Viridiplantae, Streptophyta, Magnoliopsida, Asterales, Asteraceae. Bases 1 to 930 code for a protein of 309 amino acids.